AUGGUUUUCUUGCGCCUCCGCGUCGCUGUGGUCGGUGAGCCAACCUCCGGCAAAACGGCAUUCGUGCAGAUGGUGCACAGCAACGGUGCCGUCUUUCCCAAAAACUACCUCCUGACAAUGGGGUGCGACUUUGUUGUAAAGGAGUUCGUGAUGGACGAGGACAACACGGUCGAGGUGUCGCUCCUGGAUGUGGCGGGGCAGCGGCUGUAUGAUCGCAUGACGGCUCAUUAUCUAGAGAGCGUGUCUGCCUUUAUUCUCGUGUACGACGUCUCAAACAAGGGAACGUUCGAGUCGUGUCGGAAGUGGGUGACUAAGGCGAGGGCUGUGAAGAAGGACAUUAUCGGCUUCCUCGUGGCGAACAAGAUGGACCUCGCUGAGAAAGCAGAGGUCACGGACAACCAAGCAGAGGUAUUUGCACGCGCAAACCAGCUUACCUUUUUCAAGUGCUCAGCGCUGCGCGGCACGGGCACGGUGGAGCCCGUGGAGAAGCUCGCGCGUCUGUUCUUGGAGGCGUAUCAGAAGAGGCUGACCCAGUUGUCACAGGUCAGCACAAGUUCGUGA
This is a messenger RNA of Leishmania braziliensis MHOM/BR/75/M2904, 561 nucleotides long. RefSeq names its product putative ras-like small GTPases. The record is from RefSeq and is a predicted model, not a curated record. Gene Ontology annotation, molecular function: GTP binding; GTPase activity. Gene Ontology annotation, cellular component: Golgi apparatus; endosome. NCBI's taxonomy places the organism in Eukaryota, Euglenozoa, Kinetoplastea, Trypanosomatida, Trypanosomatidae. Bases 1 to 561 code for a protein of 186 amino acids. The transcript has a single exon.